UCACUUGUUAUUGGACUCGAAACUCCUUUGACCUCGGAAACUGAAGAUGAGGUUGCCAUGGGAACUGCUGGUCCUACAAUCAUUCACGUUGUGCCUUGCAGGCGACGCCACGCCGCGCGGCCCGGUGUUCGUGCAGGAGCCCAGCCCCGUCAUGUUCCCCGUGGGCUCCGAGGAGAAGAAGGUGAAGCUCACCUGCCAAGUGAGAGGGAACCCGCGGCCUCGCAUCAGGUGGAAGCUCAAUGGGACGGAUGUCGACACGGGCAUGGAUUUCCGCUACAGUGUGGUUGAAGGCAGCCUGCUGAUCAAUAGCCCCAACAGAACCCGCGACGCGGGGACCUACCAGUGCGUGGCCACCAACGCCUUCGGGACCGUGGUCAGCCGAGAGGCGCCGCUGCGCUUCGCCUAUCUCGAGAACUUUCAGACGAGAGCAAGGAGCACGGUGUCUGUCCGCCAGGGCCAGGGCAUGGUGCUGCUGUGCGGGCCGCCCGCCCACUCCGGAGAGCUGAGCUACGCCUGGAUCUUCAACGAAUACCCCUCCUACCAGGACAACCGCCGCUUCGUCUCCCAGGAGACCGGGAACCUGUACAUCGCGAAGGUGGAGAAGUCGGACGUGGGCAACUACACCUGCGUGGUCACCAACACGGUGACCAGCCACAGGGUCCUGGGGCCGCCCACCCCGCUGACCCUGCGGAACGACGGGGUGAUGGGCGAGUACGAGCCCAAAAUCGAAGUGCAAUUCCCGGACACGGUGCCGACCGCCAAAGGAGGCACGGCCAGGCUGGAGUGCUUCGCGCUGGGCAAUCCAGUCCCCACCAUCGUCUGGAGGCGGGCGGACGGGAAGCCCAUAGCGAGGAAAGCCAGGAGACACCAGUCGGACGGGAUCCUGGAGAUCCCCAACUUCCAGCAGGAGGACGCGGGCCCAUACGAGUGCGUGGCCGAGAACUCCCGAGGGAAAAACGUCGCGCGGGGACAGCUGACUUUCUACGCUCAACCCAAUUGGAUUCAAAAAAUAAGCGACAUCCACGUGGCCAUGGAGGACAGCGUCUCCUGGGAGUGCAGGGCCAGCGGGAGGCCCAGGCCCACGUACCGGUGGCUGAAGAACGGGGAGCCGCUGUUCGCUCAGGACAGAGUUCACAUCGAACAAGGCUCGCUCAACAUCACCGGGGUGAGCCUGGCGGACGCCGGCAUGUACCAGUGUGUGGCCGAGAACAGACACGGGGCCGUCUUCUCCAGCGCCGAGCUGAGCGUCAUCGCUGCAGGCCCAGAUUUCUCACGCGCCCUCCUGAAGAGGGUCACUCUUGUCAAAGUAGGCGGCGCCGUCGUCAUUGAGUGCAAGCCCAAAGCUUCUCCCAAACCCGUCUACACCUGGAAGAAAGGACGGGACGUGCUAAGAGAAAACGAGAGAAUCACCAUCUCGGAAGACGGGAGCCUCAGGAUCGUCAAUGUGACGAAAGCCGAUGCCGGCAGUUACACCUGCGUCGCCACCAACCACUUCGGGACGGCAAGCAGCACGGGGAGCCUCGUGGUGAAGGACCCCACGAGGGUGACGGUGCCCCCCGCCAGCAUGGACGUCACCGUCGGGGAAAGCAUCGUCCUCACUUGCCAGGUGAGACAGGACCACUCACUGGACAUCGUGUUCACCUGGUCAUUCAAUGGACACCGGAUAGACUUCGACCGGGACGGGGACCACUUCGAACGGGUCGGAGGGCAGGAUUCAGCUGGGGAUUUGAUGAUCCGGAACAUUCAGCUGAAGCAUGCUGGGAAAUACGUCUGCACGGUCCAGACCAGUGUGGACCAGCUGUCUGCGGCCGCCGACCUCAUCGUCAGAGGUCCCCCAGGGCCCCCGGAGGCCGUGACCAUCGACGAGAUCACAGAUACCACCGCCCAGCUCUCCUGGAGCCCCGGGCCCGACAACCACAGCCCCGUCACCCUGUACGUCGUCCAGGCCCGGACGCCGUUCUCCGUGGGCUGGCAGGCCGUCAGCACAGUCCCUGAUGUCAUUGACGGGAGGACGUUCACGGCGACCGUGGUGGGUCUGAACCCUUGGGUGGAAUAUGAGUUCCGCACGGUGGCAGCCAAUGCGAUCGGGAUCGGGGAGCCCAGCCCCCCCUCGGAGAAGCGCAGGACGGAAGAGGCCCUCCCCGAAGUCACCCCAGCCAACGUCAGUGGCGGCGGAGGCAGCAAAUCGGAGCUGGUUAUCACCUGGGAGACGGUGCCCGAGGAGCUGCAGAACGGCCGGGGCUUCGGCUACGUGGUGGCCUUCCGGCCCUACGGCACGGUCAUCUGGAUGCUCACCGUGCUGGCCUCGGCCGACGCCUGCAGAUACGUGUUCAGGAACGAGAGCGUGCGCCCCUUCUCCCCCUUCGAGGUCCGGGUGGGCGUCUACAACAGCAAAGGGGAGGGCCCCUUCAGCCCCAUCACGGUGGUGUACUCGGCAGAGGAAGAGCCCACCCGGCCGCCCGCCAGCAUCUCUGCCAGGAGCCUCUCCGCCACGGACGUGGAGGUCGUCUGGGCCUCCCCCCAGGAGAGGAACCGGGGACGGAUACAAGGCUACGAGGUUAAGUACUGGAGGCAUGAUGACAAGGAAGAGAACGCCAGGAAAAUCCGGACCUCCGGAAAUCAGACGUCCACGAAAAUCAGCAACCUGCAGGGCAGCGCGCUGUACCACUUAGCGGUCAAGGCUUACAACACGGCCGGGACCGGCCCCUCCAGCGCCACCGUCAACGUGACCACCAGGAAGCCCCCGCCCAGCCGAGCCCCCGGGAACGUCGUGUGGAAUUCAUCCGACUCCAAAAUCGUCCUGAACUGGGACCAGGUGAAGGCGCUGGAGAACGAGUCGGACGUGAGAGGCUACAAGGUCUUGUACCGAUGGAGCCGGCAGAGCCGCACGUCUGUCAUCGAGACAAACCAGACGUCGGUGGAGCUCUCCUUGCCUCUGGAUGAAGAUUACAUCAUAGAAAUCAAGCCGGUCAGCGAUGGCGGGGACGGCAGUGCCAGCCAGCAGAUCCGCAUCCCAAAGAUGACAAAUGCCUACGCCCGGGGCGGGGGCGCGGGGCCCUCCACCUCCAACGCCUGCACGCUGUCGGCGCUCAGCACCCUCAUGCUCUCGCUCACGGCCAGGUCCAGCUUAUGACGACCGCCCCGCAGGACUCGCUGUCUGUGAUCUCAGCCACCGUGAGCGUGUUGUCCUGAAGACACCCAGUACUAAGUAACCUUGUUGUUCGAGUGCAUCUUAUUACUGGA
Messenger RNA from Eptesicus fuscus (big brown bat), 3243 nucleotides. RefSeq names its product contactin 4 (gene CNTN4). Lineage: Eukaryota; Metazoa; Chordata; Mammalia; Chiroptera; Vespertilionidae. Gene Ontology annotation, molecular function: cell-cell adhesion mediator activity. The coding region runs from base 47 to 3133 and encodes 1028 amino acids. The record is from RefSeq and is a predicted model, not a curated record. The transcript has 22 exons. Gene Ontology annotation, biological process: cell-cell adhesion; brain development.